AGCAGUACAAGGAUACGGGAAAAGAGAUCGGGAGCGACACUUAAUAGUUUUUCGCAAACCUAUUCAAAGGAUUCCCUCAUCUCAAGGUUACAUUACCCCUUAGUAGUUUGUUUGGAUCUUCCUUGUUUUCGGGAACGAUGAUGUUUACCGCUUUCAACACGGAGUGCGAUUCUUCCUCCCGCUGCAGCACCGCUUCCCCGUCCGGGGACAACCUGGGAUACUAUCCGUCACCAGCGGGAUCUUACUCCAGCAUGGGAUCUCCCCAGUCUCAGGAUUUCACUGACCUGACAGCUUCAAGUGCCUCCUUCAUCCCCACUGUCACAGCCAUUUCCACAAGCCCGGAUCUGCAGUGGAUGGUCCAGCCUUUGAUCUCCUCAGUGGCCCCCUCUCAUAGAGCUCACCCCUACAGCUCCAGCCCCAGCCCUGCUUACUCCAGGCCAGCCAUGAGGUCUGCACCAUCCAAGGCUCACAACACUACCAAGAGGGGCAGAAUGGAACAGAUAACACCCGAGGAGGAUGAGAAGAAAAGAAUCCGCAGAGAGAGAAAUAAGCACGCAGCAGCAAAAUGCCGCAACAGGAGGCGAGAGCUUACAGACACUCUGCAAGCUGAAACCGAUCAGCUUGAGGAUGAGAAGUCCAGCCUGCAGAAUGAUAUUGCCAAUCUCAUGAAGGAGAAGGAAAGGCUUGAGUUCAUACUGGCCGCCCACCAACCCAUCUGCAAAAUCCCCUCAGAUCUAGACACAGACUUCUCCAUGGUCUCCAUCCCUCCUGCCCACCCCCACCUCUCCACCGCUGUGUCCUCCCAGCCACAGGUCACCAUCCCAAAGGCAUCCACUUUCACUUCCAGCCAGUCAACCUUCACCACAACCUCCAACUCUAUCUUCUCCAGCAGCAGCCCCAUCGCCCUUGCCACCACCUUCUCCAGCAGCACUGUCAAGAUGACAGACUUGGACGCCUCCGUCCUGGAGGAGUCUCUGGAUCUGCUGGCCAAGACGGAGAUGGAGACGGCGCGGUCAGUGCCCGAGGUUGACCUGUCCAACUCCCUCUACACAACUCAGGACUGGGAGGCCCUUCACACCUCAGCCAAUAACAAUGACUUUGAGCCCCUGUGCACGCCCGUGGUGACCUGCACACCGGCCUGCACCACCUUGACGUCUUCGUUUGUCUUCACCUUCCCCGAGGCAGAGACCUUCCCCACUUGUGGCGUCGCCCACAGGAGAGGAAGCAGCAGCAACGACCAGUCCUCUGAUUCCCUCAGCUCACCAACCCUGCUGGCCCUUUAAAGACUCUUCAAAAAACAAUAAUACUCCCUAUCAAGCAUUUAUUUCUUGAUGUAUGAGAUCACAGGGCUAUGGAAUGGACUUGUACCAGGAUGCUAAUUAUGUAUGAUUUUAUUUGCCUUUAUCUAUACUUGCCUAUUACACCAAUGUAGCAAGUUAAAAAGCAUGUUUUAACUAAUACCACCUAGUCGUUUGAGUUCAUAUAUGAUUUUUAUGGUGCUAGAUAACAAACCUUGUUGUAGUGUUGAUGUGUGUUCAGAGCAAUAGUUAUUAUUGAUCCAGUUUGUUUCCUGGUUGAUGGAAUGUGAGAGUAACUGUGAACUGUUUGUGAAAACUUAAAACUGACGUGCUUUGUUCUUAACCAUGGUUCUGAGUGGUCUAUCUUAGGAUGCAGUUUUCUGUGAAAACAUAGUAGUUUUAAUUUAUGAAAUUUCAAUUUAUUUUUUUACAGAGAGAUAGUAAAGAUGAAUGCUGUUUGUAUGACAUGUAAAUAAAAAUAUAGUGAUAUUUCAAUUCAA
Molecule: messenger RNA, 1798 nt
Organism: Micropterus dolomieu (smallmouth bass)
Lineage: Eukaryota; Metazoa; Chordata; Actinopteri; Centrarchiformes; Centrarchidae
Gene: fosab
Product: v-fos FBJ murine osteosarcoma viral oncogene homolog Ab
Exons: 4
Coding region: 138-1283 (381 amino acids)
Biological process (GO): regulation of transcription by RNA polymerase II
Cellular component (GO): nucleus
Molecular function (GO): DNA-binding transcription factor activity, RNA polymerase II-specific; RNA polymerase II cis-regulatory region sequence-specific DNA binding
Source: RefSeq, a predicted model, not a curated record